AUGCGGCUCCAUAUCGCGUCCACGCCGCGCCUGCGCGCGAGCAUUAUCACCAGGGCGCGCCCAUCUUCGCACCGCCGCGUUCACGCGAUCGGCCUCGGCCAGAUGCCCCAUGGGGUCGCUGGCGGGCUCGCCGACACCAGCGCGCCGGCGCCCGGGUUCACGACCCAGCGCAAGGCCCGCAUCAUCAAACCGGCUGAGGACUGGUCCAAAAUGCACGACCAGGACCGCGAGCGCCAACACGCGGAGAUUCAGGACCUUGUCUCCCUCCUCCCCGAACGCGUCCGCGGCAUCCUCGCCGGCCACUCCCAGGUCGAUCAGCUCGUCGAAGUCGUCAUGGACCUCGGCCGCAAGCCGGUCGCCCGCAUGGGCGACGGGGACCUCGUCCUCAGCGACGACCCCAUCACCAAGGACGAGCUGGAGGAGGCCUACUCCAAGGUGGGCACGUUCGGGGGCGACAACCGCGCAGGGAUCGACCGCACGCUGCACCGCAUUUCCUGCAUUCGGAACCGUGUGGGCGACGUGGUGGGGCUCACCUGCCGCGUCGGACGGUCCAUCCCCGGCAGCGCCGCGAUGGUCGCGGACAUCGUCCAGGCGGGGCGAUCGGUGCUCCUGCUGGGCCGCCCGGGAUCUGGCAAGACGACGACGCUGCGGGAUGUGGCGCGCAUGCUGGCGGACGUCGGCGGGAAGCGCGUCGUGAUCGUGGACACCUCGAACGAGAUCGGCGGCGACGGGGACAUCCCGCACCCGGCCAUCGGCAUGGCGCGGCGCAUGCAGGUCCCGGACCCCGCGGAGCAGCACCGCGUCAUGAUCGAGGCCGUCGAGAACCACAUGCCGCAGGUGAUCAUCAUCGACGAGAUCGGCACGGAGCUCGAAGCGCUCGCUGCGCGCACCAUUGCGCAGCGCGGGGUGCAGCUCGUGGCCACCGCGCACGGCAACUUCCUGGAGAACCUCAUCAAGAACCCGGCCCUGAGCGACCUCAUCGGCGGCGUCUCCGCCGUCACGCUCUCCGACGACGAGGCCCGCCGGCGCGGCGUGCAGAAGUCGGUGCUCGAGCGGCAGGCGCCGCCGACGUUCGACGCGGCCGUCGAGAUGCUCCAGCGCGACAAGUGGCGCGUGCACCUCGACAUCGCGCUCGCCGUCGACGCCGUCCUCACGGGCGAGCAGCCCCCCGUGGAGCUGCGCGAACAGCUUGGCGGCGGCGAGGUGCGCAUCUCCUCCGACGACGCGGCGCUGACUCAGGAGCUGCUCGCCGGGGCCGGCCUGGACCCCGGGUCGCACCUCGACGCGCUGGCGACGAUCCCCGGGCUCCCCGCGGGCGUCGGCGACCGCGGCGCGGCGCACGGUGGCGCGUUUGGCGGCGACCCGUACCAGCAGCUGGACCGCGCGCUGCACGGCGGCGGGCGCGGCGCGAUGGACGCGGCGCCGUCGCUGUCCGAGGAGGGCGUCAUCGACGAGAACGGCAUCCUCUUGUACCUCAUGGACGUCGAGGGGCGCGACCUGAGCCAGGCGGUGGGGCGGAUGGGCAUGCGCGGGCGCGUGGGCGUCACCACGAACCUCGCGCAGGCGGACGCGGUGCUCGCGCUGCGGUCGCGCCUCAAGGCCAGCGGCUGGCUCAAGCGCGCGGCCAAGAGCGCUGGCGUGCCCAUCUACGCCGUGAAGAGCUCGUCGCAGUCGAAUCUGCAGAAGGCGGUGCGGAUCCUCCUCGGGAUGGACCCCAGCGCCGGCGGACAGUUCCAGCAGGCCCGGGCGCGCGCCGCGCGGGCCGCGCGUGCCUCGACGGACGAGGGCGACGCCGCCACGGCGGCGACGGAGGGCUCGCUGGACGGCUGGUACUCUUCGGCGGACGAGGAGCUGACGGCGUCGGCCGGGAACGGCGACGCCGCGGUGGCGGCUGCGGCGGACGCGGCGGUGGCGGCGGCGGGCGGCGCGGCGGCGGGCGUGCCCGGGGCCGGGCGGCGCAGUGGGGAGGAGAUCUGGGCGCAGAUCACCGGCAAGCCGAAAGGGUUCGGGCGGCCGCCGCGGGCGGUCGUGGAGGCGCUCGCGGAGGUGACGGCGGCGGUGGAGAAGCUCGGGGCGGCGGACCCGGGGCAGGCGGCGAGCGGGAUCGAGCUGCUGGCGCGGUCGGCGGACGUUCUGCGCGUGCAGGCGGCGCUGGUGCACGAGUGCGGGCUGUCGUGCGAGCGCCUCGGCGAGGGGACGGACGCGCGGCUGCGCGUGCUGCCGGCCGCGAGCGGCGGGACGCCUGGCGGCCACGCCUCCCUGAACUGA
Pedinophyceae sp. YPF-701 is the source of this 2268-nucleotide messenger RNA. The record is from the annotation of a GenBank genome assembly. Lineage: Eukaryota; Viridiplantae; Chlorophyta; Pedinophyceae.